Molecule: messenger RNA, 1604 nt
Organism: Pteronotus mesoamericanus
Lineage: Eukaryota; Metazoa; Chordata; Mammalia; Chiroptera; Mormoopidae
Gene: CCDC127
Product: coiled-coil domain containing 127
Exons: 3
Coding region: 147-929 (260 amino acids)
Source: RefSeq, a predicted model, not a curated record
CGAAAGAGAGACUGCGCCUGCGCAUCUCGCCGCGACUUGGGGAGGGGGGCUUUUGCUUGGAGGUACCGCACUUGCGCAGAGAGGACUCGCGGACGGCUGUCGACUGUGUUGCUGUGUUCCGCCCUCCCAGCAAGCGGUGUAUCUUCAUGAAUAACUUAAAUGAUCCCCCAAAUUGGAAUAUCCGGCCUAAUUCCAGGGAUGACGGGGGUGAUGGAAGCAAAUGGAAUUACGCCCUGCUGGUCCCCAUGCUGGGAUUGGCUGCUUUUCGUUGGAUUUGGUCUAGAGAGUCCCAAAAAGAAAUAGAAAAAGAGAGAGAAGCAUACCGUCAGAGAACGGCUGCUUUCCAGCGGGAUCUUGAAUCCAAGUACCACGACAUGAUCUCAGAAAAUCGACGUGCCGUUGCUCAGUUGUCUCUGGAGCUUGAAAAGGAGCAAAACAGAACGACUAGUUAUCGAGAAGCCCUUAUCGCUCAGGGACGCAAGUUGGUGGAAGAAAAGAAGCUUCUGGAAAAGGAACGGGCUCAGGUCAUGCAAGAAAAGAGACAGUUGCAGCCCUUGAGAAAUGCAUACCUGAGCUGCCUGGAAAAGGAAGAAGACUGGCAGAGGAGAGCCCGGCUUCUGCUAAAAGAGUUUGAAGGCGCUCUUUCAGAAAGACAGAAUAUCUACUGCAGCCUGGUCCUCCCUCGCCGCAAGCGACUGGAAAUAGAGAAGAACUUACUGGUCCGAGCAUCCACUGACCCGGUUGCUGCCGACCUGGAAAUGGCAGCUGGCUUGACUGACAUAUUUAAUCAUGAUACCUAUUGUGGUGAUGUCUGGAACACCAACAAACGCCAAAAUGGGAGACUCAUGUGGCUGUAUCUCAAAUACUGGGAACUGAUUGUCGAACUGAAAAAGUUUAAGAAAGUAGAGAAAGCCAUACUAGAAGAGUAAGAAAAGAAUGAGAUAAAACUACUUGUAAUGACUCAAGGUCAGAAUGUCUUUGUGGCAUUCUGGGUUAUCCAGUGUUUUCUUUUUUCCUUCUUCCUGUUGCCUGGGUUGCCUGUGUUGUGGCCACAUGCACAGAGUGUGCUCUCCGUCUGCCAGCCUCUGGGUGGAACAGCAGCCCUCAACAGACAGAGGGUUCCCUCCCUGAUCCUCUGCAGCUGUUAAGGAAGCUCUUUUCCAGAAGCAUUUUUUAGGCUGUCAGCAUUUUAUUAAGCAGUGAGUAUUACCUCGUAUCUUAGCUCUAGGGUACAACUGUUUUUUAAGGAAGUAAAAUACAAUAGUGAUCCUUACUAUAAGAAAUUUCCUGUCUGGGUUUAUCACUACCUAAACAACUCCUGUCUUUUCCUCAAAUUAUUUUUCUUCUAAAAUUACAUUUAGAGGUUGUCAGGUAAUGGAUAGAACUCCCUGCCGUCAGGUUAUGCAUAGAACUGCCUAACAAAUGAUAAUAGGCAAGUAGCAGUAUUAUCGAGGUUUUGUAUUGUUUUAAACAUCUUUCCCACCAAAGGGAAAAAGGGAUUUCUUGUAUCCACACGAUUCCCUAGUGGGUGUUUGGAAUUUGACUUGUUUCUGUAUUCAAUAAACAUAAUAUUGUUAAUUACUGAUGACAUAUAAUAAAAGAUG